Micromonas commoda is the source of this 1581-nucleotide messenger RNA. Its product is annotated as heat shock protein. The transcript has a single exon. The record is from RefSeq and is a predicted model, not a curated record. The coding region runs from base 1 to 1581 and encodes 526 amino acids. Lineage: Eukaryota; Viridiplantae; Chlorophyta; Mamiellophyceae; Mamiellales; Mamiellaceae.
AUGACCUUCGCGAAGGUUCAGCUCGCGUUUGAGACGCUGUCCGACCCGCAGCGCAGGGCGACGUACGACCUUCUCGCGCGCGAGUUCGAGUUCACCUACAUCCCGGGCGUCACCCCUCGAGCCCGCGGCGGCGAAGAUUUGAUCCUCGACGAUCUCGAGCGGCUCGGGCUGGACCUCGAUCCGGGGCGGCAGCUCGUCGUUCUCUGCGAGGUGUGCGGCCGGCCUUCGAACAAGACCUGCUACGUUUGCGACUGCCGAUUCUGCGACUUUUGCACGCGCAAGAUGCACUGGAAGGGGCAGUUCGGUCUGCACUACCCUGUACAAAACGCGCCGGGAUCGAUGGCGAGAAGAAUCGCCGAGAAGGAGCUCGAGACCAAGACCUUGGAAGACGGCAGAGAGCGUCAGCUCGAGGAUCCCAACUACCGCAACGACAUCGAGCUCUCGGAGGCGCGCGCCUUCAAGGAGGCCGCCGCGGAAAUCUACGGACUCGGAGCCAAGCCCUGCGACUUUAACGGAACUCUCCCGCACCACGUCAGGCGAUACGACCACCGGCUGUCCCGGUAUUACGCCUGGGCGCAGACCGAACGGAAGGUGUACAUCGCCGUGCACGUUCCAACGGGGUUCGAGGAUAAGCGUGUCCACAUGGAGAUCGGCGGCGGGCACUACGCCGUGCUGCGCGUCCAGGCUGAGGAUUCGGCGCCUGUUCUCGAGCGCCGGUUUGCGUUCCCGAUUGACGAGAAGUGCCCGGUUGACACGCUGCAGACGCAGAUGCGGACCAAGAUGCUCAUCUCCGUAACAAAGGCUGAGCCCGGUCAGACGUGGACGCGACUUUUCGACGGCGACCCGUUCUACGCCAGGUGCCUGCAGCAGCCAUACAAGAUGGAGGAGUCCAGCACGGAAGCAGUGCUCGAGAUCGAGCUCCCUUUUUGGAUCGAGGGCUCCGACUGUGACGUCAAGGUGGAUGAGUACAAACUCACCGUCAACGUUCUGAACGAGAUAGACGGCCUCACGCGCACGUUCUGGCGCCCGGGCGUCGAUCCUAACGAGAAGCAGAAGCACCCGGGGACGCCCCACUAUCUCUUACCCGAAGAGACCGCGUGGAGUCUGGACCGAGAGAUCCACCCCGUCACAAACGAGCCUUACAACGUGUUGAUGAUCUGCCUGGUCAAGCGGCAGCCGACGACGAAUGAGCAGCAGUACAAGAAGGGCCAAGUGCAGGACAACAGGUUCGCCGAGAUCCCCAUGACCAACCCGCCGUACUGCAAGGGCGUACGUAUGUUCGUCGAGGACAUGGACAGGUUCUCGCUGGAGGAUGACCUGCAGGCGAUGUGCUUCAUGGAGACUGGCUCCACGUGGCGGCCAGCAAAGCCGUGGGCCAAGUACUGGGGUAGCGCCUCAUCGGGCGAUCCCGAGCAGGAUAUCGUCGCGACCGAGGUGGACAUGCUCCCACAGGGUGCGAAGUUGACGCUCGAGGCCUUCCUCAAGGCGGAGGAAAAACGGCAGGAGGAGGAGCUGAACGUGGAGUGCGGCGGUUUGGUCACAGCAUGCGAAGAGAUGAUCCACGGUGGACCUCGCUACUGA